AAAAGCUAUGCUUAAAUUAUAAUGUCAACAAAACUCUAAGGCUUUGCGCUCUAUCGGCGGUCAUUCAUUCAUUUUGAAUAAUUGAAAGAUAAAAGAUUCUUAAUUUACAUUUUAAUUUCAAAUGUGCGUCGAAUUUACAUAAAUGCGAAGACGCGUUUUUUUUUUUUUUGUAAAGUAGCCUGAUCGUUAAUCUGCCUAUUUGUGCGAGUGCGAAUGUGUAGGCAAAACAGAUUUUGAGAGAAGUUAUACGAGUUGUUCUGUUUUCUGUUGAUUCGCCUCUAAUUUACGAUCCACGCAAAUUUACAUCUGAGCACGGUUUUUGGCAAAACGCGCUUGUAACAGAAAAGCCAAGAACGCUGAUAUAAAUACCAGAAAAUUCUCUGGAUAAAUCAUUAUAGUUUUGGUUAAUCUACAGUGAACACAGUGGUAGUGGCUAAAGCAUAAAAAUGAAACUGUUAUUGAUCGCAUUCGCCGUGAUCGCAGUAGUUGCUGCCGAUGUCAGUCAUUUGUCCAAUGAGUACUUACCCCCAGUAAGAGAAGCUGCUCCAGUAGCUGCACCAACUAACGAAUACUUACCACCUGUACAAGAAGCUCCAGUCCGUGUUGCACCAGCUCCAGCUCCAGUUCAAGUGCAAGUUGCUGCUCCAGCUCCAGCCCCAGCUCCAGUACAAUACGCUGCUCCAGUUCAAGUUGCUGCCCCAGCUCCAGUUGAAGCUGCUCCAGCUCAUGUUCUCGCUGAUGAUGGUUACCGUUACAAGACUCACCGUCGCGUUGUAUAUCGUCGCCACCGUCGUGAUGUCAGCCAUUUACCAUCCAACGAAUACUUGCCACCAGUGCAACAAUCCGCUCCAGUAGCUGCACCAACCAACGAAUACUUGCCACCUGUACAAGAAGCUCCAGUCCGUGUAGCACCAGCUCCAGUUCAAGUACAAGUUGCUGCCCCAGCUCCAGCUCCAGUACAAUACACUGCCCCAGCACCUGCUCCAGUUCAAGUACAAGUUUCUGCCCCGGCUCCAGUUGAAGCUGCCCCAGCUCAUGUUCUCGCUGAUGAUGGUUACCGUUACAAGACUCACCGUCGCGUUGUAUACCGUCGCCACCGUCGUGAUGUCAGCCAUUUACCAUCCAACGAAUACUUGCCACCAGUACAACAAUCCGCUCCAGUAGCUGCACCAACCAACGAAUACUUGCCACCUGUACAAGAAGCUCCAGUCCGUGUAGCACCAGCUCCAGUUCAAGUACAAGUUGCUGCCCCAGCUCCAGCUCCAGUACAAUACUCUGCUCCAGCACCUGCUCCAGUUCAAGUACAAGUUUCUGCCCCAGCUCCAGUUGAAGCUGCUCCAGCUCAUGUUCUCGCUGAUGAUGGUUACCGUUACAAGACUCACCGUCGCGUUGUAUACCGUCGCCACCGUCGUGAUGUCAGCCAUUUACCAUCCAACGAAUACUUGCCACCAGUACAAGAAUCUGCUCCAGUUCAAGUUGCUGCCACUGAAUACCACUACGAACCCGUUCAAGUAGCUGCCCCAGCUCCAGUUCAAGUAGCUGCUCCAGCACCAGUUCAAGUAGCUGCCCCUGCCCCAGCUCCAGUACGUUAUGAAGCUCCUCAAGUUCAAUAUGUUGCCCCAGCCCCAGCUCCAGUUGAAGUAGAAGCUGCUCCAGCUCAUGAACUUGCUAAUGAUGGUUACCGUUACAAGACCCACCGUCGUGUUGUAUACCGUCGUCACCGUCGUGAUGUCAGCCACUUGCCAUCCAACGAAUACUUGCCACCAGUACAAGAAGCUCCAGCUGUACAAUAUGUAUCAAAUGACAUCCAAGAAUCUGCUCCAGUAGCUUAUGAACCAGCUCCAGCCCCAGUACAAUACUCUGCUCCAGUUCAAGUAGCUGCCCCAGCUCCAGUUGAAGUUGCUCCAGCUCAUGAACUUGCUGAUGAUGGUUACCGUUACAAGACCCACCGUCGUGUUGUAUACCGUCGCCACCGUCGUGAUGUCAGCCACUUGCCAUCCAACGAAUACUUGCCACCAGUACAAGAAUCUGCUCCAGUUCAAGCUGUUGCUGUACAACAAUCUGCACCAGUUCAAUAUACCGCUGUACAAGAAUCUGCUCCAGUUCAAUACGCCGCUGUGCAAGAAUCUGCUCCAGUAGAAGCUGCCCCAGCUCAUGUUCUUGCUGAUGAUGGUUACCGUUACAAGACCCACCGUCGUGUUGUCUACCGUCGUCACUAAGUCCCUACUACCAGAGCUUGUUUCACAAGAAGUUGAUUUGUGCUCAUUUUUGAGUGCAACCUUUAG
Messenger RNA from Teleopsis dalmanni, 2285 nucleotides. Its product is annotated as skin secretory protein xP2. The transcript has 2 exons. The record is from RefSeq and is a predicted model, not a curated record. Lineage: Eukaryota; Metazoa; Arthropoda; Insecta; Diptera; Diopsidae. The coding region runs from base 447 to 2219 and encodes 590 amino acids.